GCCGGGGCCGUCGCGCGGCUUGCGUCGAGCAAAACUGCAGUCCGCGGUGCUGUCUCACCGGUGCGGCCGAGAAGCCGGCGAAUCCUUGACUCUUCGGAAACUACAGUACCCGUCUUCCCGCCACCAUGGAGUAUCUCAUCGGCAUCCAGGGCCCCGACUAUGUCCUUGUCGCCUCUGACCGGGUGGCCGCUAACAAUAUUGUCCAGAUGAAGGACGAUCAUGACAAGAUGUUUAAGAUGAGUGAGAAAAUCUUACUCCUAUGUGUUGGAGAGGCUGGAGACACUGUACAGUUUGCAGAAUAUAUUCAGAAAAAUGUGCAACUUUAUAAGAUGCGAAAUGGUUAUGAAUUGUCUCCUACAGCAGCAGCUAAUUUCACACGCCGAAACCUGGCUGACUGUCUUCGGAGUCGGACCCCAUAUCAUGUCAACCUUCUCCUGGCUGGCUAUGAUGAGCAUGAGGGUCCAGCGCUCUACUACAUGGACUACCUGGCAGCCUUGGCCAAGGCCCCAUUUGCAGCCCAUGGUUAUGGUGCCUUCCUGACACUCAGUAUCCUGGAUCGAUACUAUACACCAACUAUCUCACGUGAGAGGGCAGUGGAGCUUCUAAGGAAAUGUCUAGAGGAGCUCCAGAAACGCUUCAUCCUGAAUCUGCCAACCUUCAGUGUUCGAAUCAUCGACAAAAAUGGCAUCCAUGACCUGGACAAC
Molecule: messenger RNA, 704 nt
Organism: Pteropus alecto (black flying fox)
Lineage: Eukaryota; Metazoa; Chordata; Mammalia; Chiroptera; Pteropodidae
Gene: PSMB2
Product: proteasome subunit beta 2
Exons: 6
Biological process (GO): proteasomal protein catabolic process
Cellular component (GO): proteasome core complex, beta-subunit complex; nucleus; proteasome core complex
Molecular function (GO): peptidase activity
Source: RefSeq, a predicted model, not a curated record